GGUAAGAGCUGCAUCAGGAUGGCCAAUAAGCAGAAGCCUCAGUGUCAGUGUAAAGUGAAAGUAGGUGGAUAGAAAGAAAAAAAACAACAAACGCACACGGAAGGCGCAGACUUAUAUCGCUUUACGUUUGUUAAAGAGCUGGCGUCGAAAUCAGUGCUUGCACACUAUGGCGCUGUGGGCGCAAAUGACCCCGCAGUUACAGUACCUGCCAACUCAGACGCUGAAUGAACUCUACCCGGACACAUUCCCUCUGGACGUCAGGCACUAUCUGGCCACCUGGAUAGAGGAACAGAGAUGGGAGAACUUUGAUGUAGACAACAUGGAACAGGAGCCUCAGGCCCGAAGGCUGUUGGAUCAGAUGGUGCUUUUGCUGCAGGACGUGGCGCAACACAACCCUAACGUGGUGGAGAGGGUCAAACUACAACAUAUCAGCCGGAACUUGAGUGUGUUCCAGGCACAGCCCAUGCAACUUGUGAGGACAGUUCGAGAUAUUCUUAGGAAAGAAAGACACUUAUUAUCACAGGCGGGUAUGCACCCUAACUUUCCAGCCUUCCAGCAAAUUCCUCAGGGUCCUCCAGCUACCAAUGGCACCCCACAACCUGCAAAAGAGGAUGGUAAGACAGAUGUGGACAAUCUGGUGCUCAAAGUUGUGGAAAUUCAGAACUGUCGCCAAACACUUCAUCAGCUUCAAGAGGAGUUGAACUGGGAAAAACCAGACAUGGAUUCGAUUCAGGGUCAAAAUGAGUUGGAGCUACAAAAAACAGACCAAGUCGCUAGACAAACUCGCAUACAGCAGCUUGAGUUCAAUUAUUCAGUCUGUGCAGAGAAGCGCGUACAGCUCCUUCGCGAUGCCGUUUGUGCUUUGGAGCAGUGCCAAUCUUGUCUUAUUCUCAGAAUUAAGUCUUGGAGGUGGGAACAGCACCGAGCAUCCAUUGGCUUGCAAUUCGAUGACAACCUUGGGCCUCUUCAGACAUGGUGUGAGCAAGUGCUUAUAGUAAAUGGUAAACUGAGGCAGGAGCUCAUGUUGGUGAAGAGAGACCACGGAGAUGCUGAGCAGUUUCACAAAUUAGAGGACAACCUGGCGCACCUGCUCAAGACUCUCAUACAAAGUUCAUUGGUAGUAGAUAAGCAGCCUCCCCAGGUCAUCAAAACCCAGUCCAAGUUUUCCACCACUGUACGCUAUCUGCUGGGAGAGAAGAUGGCCCCUGGGAAACCUGUUCUGUUGAAGGCUCAGAUUAUUACUGAGGCUCAAGCGAGAAACCUGGGUCAAGGUGUUAUACCCAAUGAAAAUGUAGGAGAACUUAUCAACAGCACGGCCAUCUUAGAGCACAACACUUCAAGCAAGAGCACAUGUGCUACCUUUAGAAACAUGUCCAUAAGGAAGAUCAAACGAGCUGACAGGAAGGGCUCUGAGUCAGUGACAGAGGAAAAGUUUGCUUUGUUGUUUACCACAGAAUUAACCAUCACGGGCUGUGAGAGCCCUUACAGCAUUCAGACAAUCUCUCUUCCUGUGGUUGUAAUCGUACAUGGAAGUCAGGAAAUCAAUGCUAUGGCGACCAUCAUAUGGGACUGUGCCUUCUCUGAGCCUAACAGGAUACCGUUCAUCGUUCCGGAGCGUGUGCCCUGGAAGCAGAUGUGUGAAGCUCUUAGCAGUAAGUUCAUGGCUGAAGUGCAGACGCAGAGGUGCUUGGACAGAUACAACCUUCACUUUCUCGCCCAAAAGAUCUUCGACCAACCAGACAUCUCUGAAGAUUUCAGCAAUAUGCCAGUGUCCUGGGCUCAGUUCAACAAGGAAGUUCUGCCUGGUCGAAACUUCACCUUCUGGCAGUGGUUUGAAGGCGUGAUGGAUCUCACAAAGAAAUGCCUGAGAGACUAUUGGAGUGAAGGAUUGAUCUUUGGCUUCAUUGGAAAACAACAUCUCCAUGUCAUACUGCAAAACCAACCCAAUGGCACCUUUCUUUUGCGCUUUAGUGACUCAGAGAUUGGUGGCAUCACCAUCGCCUAUGUGGGUCCCAGUGAUAAUGGAGGCAGGAAAAUCCAGAAUAUCCAACCCUUCACUAAGAAGGAUCUGGACUCAGCUGGCCUUGGUGACCGCAUACGAGACAUUAACUGUAUCACUCACGUGUAUCCAGACUUACCAAAGAAUGACGUAUUUAGGAAAUUCUUUACAGUGCCUUCUCCUCCUAAUCCUGAUGGAUACCUACCAUUCAAACUAACAACAGUAGUCAACCCAGGAGACCCAUGUUCCUCCACCUCCAACAUACCAGCCGACAACUCUAUGGAUAUAUACGGACAACCUAUGAACAAUGUCUAUGGGCCAAACCUGAAUCCAGGCAUGUUCUCCCCACAUUCAUCUACACCCUCAUUUAUGCCAGAGCAAAUACCCGUUCAAGGGCCACUCUACCCAUCACCCAUGCCACCAGCUCCUCCAGCAAGUGAAGAAAUAGACAUGGAAGCACUGGAGGGAAUUUUGUCAUCAAUUUGUCAAAAUACUAACAAAGAUCUGCAUUAGAGGUACAGUCCCUCUAUUCUUUUUGGACAAAGGCUAUCGGAUGGCUUGGUGCGCUAAGGACAUCUAGCACAACUCACACCUCCCAAACGGACACAUUACCCAUUUGUUCCCAAAAAAAGUGUAUGUGUAUUCUUAAUUUUAUAUCUGUGAAUCAUUGACCGUGAGUCUUUAUCACAUGGAUUGUAUACGACUCAACGUCACACUCGCUUGCAUAAACACACUAAAUGUGCAGUUCAAAGAAACAGUGUGUUUAACUCAAUCAUCAUAAUGAAUGUUUUAUAGCAACUUUUUAUAAAUUUCUUCUGAGUAGCAGGUAAACCUCUGGCAAAAAGAGUCUUAUUAGCGUGCAGUACCUAAACUCAGAAGUCGUUCCCUGUUUCGGUCUUAUGACUACUCUUGAAAGUAGCAUUAUAACUGACAAGUGAAACAGGAAAUUAUUUGCUAUCAGGUGGUUUUAUCAAAAAAAGACCAAACAGAUUUAACCUAAUACACAUUUCUGUCUGCCAGACUUUUUUCCUCUAAAUUUAAUGCAGAAAAACAUUCCAGUCUAGAUAUGUGACCAGAGUAGAUUCUUUUAGACCUUUUAGGAGUGACAGCGUUUUAUUAAACUUUAUGCAAAUAUUAGUUUUGUGCCAUAUUCCAUAUAGACAGAUUUUUUUUAUUUGGUUGUUUCAAUUGCAUGACUUGUGUGUGACCGCAUAUUCAUUAUUCAGUAUUCGUAUGAGUCAGGUUUGGCCAGUAAAAUUAAAGUUUAUCAAACUACAUAUCAGUAGCGAGUUUUACUUUGCUCUGUCAUGUAUUAUUUGUUCCUCCAGCUGCACAAAAUGAUCUAUAGCUCAAUUUUAUCGUUGCAGCCCUGCAAAUUUCCCUUUACAUUAUUGAUGGGUAUAAAUCAUGUAAAAUACAUAUCAUAUGCACAAAAUAAGGUUUUAUGUCACAUGUAGACGUAUUACUGUCUCUGCAUACUCUACAGUGUUCUGUGUGCACCGUCUUUAAAAUUGAAAUGUAAUAUACAUAGUUUCUCUUCCAUAAACUGUGAUUUUGCCGUCCAACAAUACUGUUCCAUAUCUUGUAAAAUAUAAAGCUUUCAUAUUAGUGCUUUGAAUAGAAAUAUCAAAUGGGAUGUAUUGCAAAGGUGCCAUCAGUAACUGUCCGUAUGUAUUUAGUCCUGUAGGGAAGUAUCACAUAUUUUUGUUUUGUUGUCUCUUCAGAUGUUCUUUCUGUAGCACUAACUGAUAAAUGUGCUAGAUGUACACCUGCCUGAUCGAUACACAAAAAUCUUGUCAUAUUCAUGUUACUGGUCCAAGAGGAGCUUAAAGCACUUGGCAUUUGUCAAUGAAAAAUGUUGCCAUUUUCUUUUUUAAUACUUUAGACCAAAUUUGUAAAGCAGGUAUAUACCUUUUUUUUUUUUUUUAAAAAAAAAGAAAUGUUCAUUUUCCAUGUUUUAAAUCUGAUAAAUAAAGUCAAAAUCCAUUUGA
Messenger RNA from Labeo rohita (rohu), 3990 nucleotides. RefSeq names its product signal transducer and activator of transcription 6, interleukin-4 induced (gene stat6). The record is from RefSeq and is a predicted model, not a curated record. Gene Ontology annotation, molecular function: DNA-binding transcription factor activity, RNA polymerase II-specific; RNA polymerase II cis-regulatory region sequence-specific DNA binding. NCBI's taxonomy places the organism in Eukaryota, Metazoa, Chordata, Actinopteri, Cypriniformes, Cyprinidae. Gene Ontology annotation, biological process: cytokine-mediated signaling pathway; regulation of transcription by RNA polymerase II; defense response.